AUGAUAAAUGAAGCCUUAAUAAAUCAAGAACCUCAGCAGCUCUAUGAUUAUUAACCAACUAGUAUUUCAUGUCCUCAAGUAGAAUUAAAUGAGUAUGAAUCUCCAGAUAGAUAACAUUAUAUUAGUUCACUAUGCUUUUAACUUAAAAAGUACUAAAAAUAGAAAAAAUUAUUACUUAGAAAAAUUAAACGAUAAAGAAAUCGGCCUAGUUUUUUGAAAAUUGAAGAUAGUGGAAGAAAUGUGAAAUUAUAUUCAUGCUCUCUAUAUUCUAAUAAUACAGAGAAACCUGAAAAUGAUACUUAAUGA
This is a messenger RNA of Paramecium pentaurelia, 306 nucleotides long. Lineage: Eukaryota; Ciliophora; Oligohymenophorea; Peniculida; Parameciidae. The record is from the annotation of a GenBank genome assembly.